Molecule: messenger RNA, 1738 nt
Organism: Labrus bergylta (ballan wrasse)
Lineage: Eukaryota; Metazoa; Chordata; Actinopteri; Labriformes; Labridae
Gene: rtf2
Product: replication termination factor 2
Biological process (GO): mitotic DNA replication termination; site-specific DNA replication termination at RTS1 barrier
Cellular component (GO): nucleus
Source: RefSeq, a predicted model, not a curated record
GUUUGUUUACAAGCGAAUCACUUCCUGCCCGCCAGCAGCUUUGUCCAGAGUACGCGAACUGUGUUGUUGUUUUAACUAAGAACACGCUUCAAGAUGGGAUGUGAUGGAGGCACGAUUCCCAAAAGACACGAAUUGGUAAAAGGACCCAAAAAAGUCGAAAAGGUUGAUAAAAAUGCAGAGUUGGCUGCCAGAUGGAAAUACUGUGCCCUGAGCCAGGAGAAACUCAAACGUCCCAUCGUUUCCUGUGAACUGGGAAGGCUCUUCAAUAAAGAUGCUGUCAUUGAAUACCUUCUGGAUAAGACUGCUGAGAGACCAAAUGUUGAGGCGGUAGCCCAUAUCCGUGGGAUCAAGGAUAUAAAAGAGCUGAACUUGACUGAUAACCCGGUGUGGGAGGGAGAGAGAAGAAACACUAAAGGGGACAGAUAUGAGGACGUCCACUGUGGCAUGUUCAUUUGCCCUGUUGUAGGACUGGAGAUGAAUGGCAAGCACAGAUUUAUUUACCUGCAAUCCUGCGGCUGCGUCUUUUCUGACAGAGCCAUGAAGGAGGUUAAGACCGAAAUCUGCCACAAGUGUGGGGACCCGUUUAAGGAUGAGGAUGUUGUGGUUCUUAACGGCACUAAGGAGGAAGUGGAGAAAUUGACCGAGAAGAUGGCAGAGAGGCGGAGCAAAGCCAAAACUAAGAAAUCAAAGAAGAGCAAAGCUGCUGAAACUGUGUCUACAGCGUCAGAAACUAAAGCCGAUGAAACCCAAUCUACACCAGAGGAGGCAGCAGGAGGAAGCUCAGUACAGAACGGAGGUGAAAACAGCCAGCCAGUUGCGGCCGGACCCUCGGGAUCCGCGAGCUCCUCAAUAGGCUCCAAGCUUUCUUUAAGCUCCUCCAACAAGCGGUCCAUCCAGGAAAUGGAGGAGAGGUCUGAGGUCUUCAAAUCUCUUUUUACCACCCACAGCUCCGCUAAACGCACCAAAGACCAGACAUCCAACUGGGUCACCCACACCCCAUAUCACUUCUAGUAACCAUCACUCAGAGCAAAUAUCAACAUUUUUUAAGAUUGUUCCCUCAACAAAACUAAUGUAGACCCCUCCAACAUACACAACGUGUUAGAGACAUCAAUAUGUAAACCCAUUCCCUACCCGUCUCUUGGCUCUUGUAGCGUCAUGUUUACAUGUUGUGAACGUUUUGUUAAUACCUCCCCAAGCUGGUCAUACUCUUUGUUUUGCAACAUUUUUUCUUCCCCAAUGAAUUCUGCACUGUAUCUGUCCUCAGUCACAGGUGCUUUGAGAAUUGAUGCCAGGGUUACUUUAUCAUCGUUGUCACUCUGCUGCCUCCUGAUGGAUAGAGUGCGGAUAUUUUAGCUAACAUCUGCAAGGUUUAAAUCUUGACUUUACUGUUCAGUUUAUCUGAUCUGAUUCUCCCUGUUUCAUGUGACUUCAUCUAUGAAUGAAUAUGUGUGGGUUAUAUAUGUUUUACCAGUGUAGUCUCCAUCUGACAGCAACAGUUGAAUCCAUUUUGCUGGUGUAUUGAAGCAGCUGUAUUUUAGGUAGCAUACUUUAGCUCUGUGCUCUUCUUCAGUCUUGAGUACCAUUGGCUUCAUUAUUUUCCAAAAUGUUGCUUCCAUCUUGAACUGUUUUUACUUUUUUUUUGAAGAUCUUAAGACAUUUUGCAAUAGGACCGACAGUCCUAUGUCUUUUUUUUCUUUUGUGUGUGCAUGGAAAAUAAAUAAAUUUAUAUUCAAUUCUA